AUGGACGGCAGACGGUGGCCUUCCCGCUGGGCCUGGCCUCUGCUAGCAGUGGCACUGGCGGCCGGGGGUGUGGCGUCCAGUGGGGCCACGGACAACAGCCCCACAGCCAACAGCCUGGAGGGGGGCCCGGACGCCACGGCCUCCUGGUGGGGGGAGUGGACCAAGUGGACGGCGUGCUCCCGCAGCUGCGGUGCCGGGGUGACGUCCCAGGAGCGGCACUGCCUGCAGCAGAGGAGGACGUCAGUCGCGGGCGCCGGGAACAGGACCUGCACGGGCACGUCCAAGCGGUACCAGCUGUGCCGAGUGCAGGAGUGUCCGCCGGACGGGAGGAGCUUCCGCGAGGAGCAGUGCAUCUCCUUCAACUCCCACGUGUACAACGGGCGGCGGCACCAAUGGAAGCCCCUGUACCCCGACGACUACGUGCACAUCUCCAGCAAGCCCUGCGACCUGCACUGCACCACCGCGGACGGCCAGCGGCAGCUGAUGGUGCCCGCCCGCGACGGCACGUCCUGCAAGCUCGCCGACCUGCGCGGGGUUUGCGUGUCUGGAAAAUGUGAGCCCAUCGGCUGUGACGGGGUCCUCUUCUCCACCCACACGCUGGACAAGUGCGGCGUCUGCCAGGGGGACGGGAGCAGCUGCACCCACGUGAUGGGGAACUACCGCAAGGGGAACGCCCAGCUCGGCUACUCUCUGGUGACCUACAUCCCGGCUGGCGCCCGAGACAUCCAGGUUGUGGAGCGGAAGAAGUCCGCCGACGUGCUGGCCCUCGCAGAUGAAGCCGGCUCCUACUUCUUCAACGGCAACUUCAAGGUGGACAGCCCCAAGAACUUCAACAUCGCCGGCACCGUAGUCAAGUACCGGCGGCCCAUGGACGUCUACGAGACUGGCAUCGAGUACAUCGUGGCGCAGGGGCCCACCAACCAGGGCCUGAACGUCAUGGUCUGGAACCAGAACGGCAAAAGCCCAUCUAUCACCUUCGAGUACACGCUGCUGCAGCCGCCGGCCGCCGGCCAUGCACGGCCCUUCUACUACCGCUUCCCCGAGCCCGCCUCCGAGAGCGCCGAGAGCCAGGAGCUGGACGGGCCGGGGCUGCUGGGCUUCCUCCCGCGCAACGGUUCGCUCUACGGCCAGGCCUCCUCCGAGCGGCUGGGCCUGGACAACCGGCUGUUCGGCCCCCCGGGCCCGGGGAUUGAGCUGGGGCUGAGCAAGGAGACCAACGAGGUGUGCGAGCAGGCCAGCGGCAGGGCCUGCGAGGGACCCCCCAGGGGCAAGGGCUUCCGAGACGGCAACGCCACAGGGAUGGCUCCCUUGGGGGACAGAGACGACCAGGGGGCCGGCGCCCGCCUCCCUGCCCCGGGCUUCCUCUCGGCCAACCUCAUCUCGGGCCAGCUGCUGGGCACCGGCUCCGACUCCCAGGAGCUCACCCCCAACGAGACGGCCAACAGCAUCUUCGUGCGGGGCGCCCCCGCCGAGGGCCUCUACGUGGACUCUGAGGAGCACGAGGGGGCUGGCGCUUACCCGCUCAACGGGUCCCAGCUGGAGCUGAGCAGCGACAGGGUGGCCAACGCCUCCGCGGAGGCCCCCUUCCCCAACGCCAGCGCCAGCCUCCCCGCCUCGGCCGGGAACAGGACGCACAAGGCCAGGAGCAGGCCCAAGGCGCGCAAGCAGGGUAUGAGCCCGGCAGACAUGUACCGGUGGAAGCUGUCCUCGCACGAGCCCUGCAGUGCCACAUGCACCACAGGGGUCAUGUCGACUUACGCCAUGUGUGUCCGCUACGACGGCAUCGAGGUGGAUGACAGCUACUGCGACGCCCUGACCCGUCCGGAGCCGGUCCAGGAGUUCUGCGCCGGGCGGGAGUGCCAGCCCAGGUGGGAGACCAGCAGCUGGAGCGAGUGCUCGCGGACCUGCGGGGAGGGCUACCAGUUCCGCAUCGUGCGCUGCUGGAAGAUGCUGUCGCCGGGCUUCGACAGCUCCGUGUACAGCGACCUGUGCGAGGCCGCCGAGGCCGUGCGGCCCGAGGCACGCAAGACGUGCCGCAACCCGGCCUGCGGGCCGCAGUGGGAGAUGUCUGAGUGGUCCGAGUGCACGGCCAAGUGCGGAGAGCGCAGCGUGGUGACCAGGGACAUCCGCUGCUCGGAGGACGAGCAGCUCUGCGACCCCAGCACCAGGCCCGCGGGGGAGAAGGGCUGCACGGGGCCCCCCUGUGACCGCCAGUGGACCGUCUCCGACUGGGGGCCGUGCAGCGGAAGCUGCGGCCAGGGCCGCAUGAUCCGGCACGUGUACUGCAAGACCAGCGACGGGCGGGUGGUGCCCGAGUCUCAGUGCCAGACGGAGACCAAGCCGCUGGCCAUCCACCCCUGCGGGGACAAGAACUGCCCGGCGCACUGGCUGGCCCAGGACUGGGAGCGGUGCAACACCACCUGCGGGCGAGGCGUGAAGAAGCGGCUGGUCCUGUGCAUGGAGCUGGCCAACGGGAAGCCGCAGACACGCAGCGGCCCCGAGUGCGGGCUGGCCCAGAAGCCUCCCGAGGAGAGCGCCUGCUUCGAGAGGCCCUGCUUCAAGUGGUACACCAGCCCGUGGUCCGAGUGCACCAAGACCUGCGGCGUGGGCGUGCGAAUGCGGGACGUGAAGUGCUACCAGGGCACCGACAUCGUCCGCGGCUGCGAUCCCCUGGUGAAGCCUGUGGGCCGGCAGGCCUGCGACCUGCAGCCCUGCCCCACGGAGCCCCCGGAUGACAGCUGCCAGGACCAGCCGGGCACCAACUGCGCCUUAGCCAUCAAAGUGAGCCUCUGCGGCCACUGGUACUACAGCAAGGCCUGCUGCCGCUCCUGCAGGCCCGCGCACCCCUAG
Molecule: messenger RNA, 2850 nt
Organism: Pteronotus mesoamericanus
Lineage: Eukaryota; Metazoa; Chordata; Mammalia; Chiroptera; Mormoopidae
Gene: ADAMTSL2
Product: ADAMTS like 2
Exons: 18
Coding region: 1-2850 (949 amino acids)
Biological process (GO): proteolysis; extracellular matrix organization
Cellular component (GO): extracellular matrix
Molecular function (GO): metalloendopeptidase activity
Source: RefSeq, a predicted model, not a curated record